CGCCGCCUCCAUUGUCUCUCUUAAAGCCUGCCCCUCUAAUCCUCUCGAUCCAUAUACCUCUCAUGAGCAAGCUUGCUUUGAUCUGAUUUCGUUAUCGCUUCUCUCUCAGUGAGUCUCAGGUACGGUAAAAAUGAUUCUGUCAACGAAGAAGAGGGAUAAAUAUUUUCAGUUAGCGAUUGAAGAAUUGGAGAGUAGGCGUACAGAACAAGAAGAUACACUCUGGAAGAUGGUCAGCACUAGAUUAUCAUCAUCAUCGUCAUCCAUCCCCAGAACUGCGGAAGAAUUAGCUUUCCUGAGUGCAAGGAGGGAGAGAGCAAAGAGGAGGCGUGCAAAUAUGAAAGCCUUGAAGGGGGACCUUGAUGCUAUUACGCUUGAUAUGGGAAGCAACAACACCUCGUUGCUUGACUCUGCAGGAGAUUCGAAUGAGAAUGAGACUCAGGCAAAGGCAAAUAGGAUGCAAGGUGUUGUACAUCCUCACAGAUCCGGUGAUGUGACAGGUGCUGACCCAUCUUCUGAAGAAUCAGAGCGCAGCACAGACACACAUGCAAGCCCCUCUAGUGGCUAUGAACCGAAAUCAUAAGCUUGCUUACUAGCGCGAUGAAGGGGAAUAAUCAUAAUAAUAUAACAUUAAAAAACUGUGUUUUCUGUUAUUAUUUAUUUUAUCUAUCAAACAAAAAGCUUGCAACUCGCGGUGCUCAUGUCUGCUGACUAUUAUGGUGUUCUGAACAAAAUUGCCAUAUCUUUGUCAUAUUAACCAAGCUUCACGUUUCUUUUUAU
Messenger RNA from Camelina sativa (false flax), 777 nucleotides. RefSeq lists its product as uncharacterized. The record is from RefSeq and is a predicted model, not a curated record. NCBI's taxonomy places the organism in Eukaryota, Viridiplantae, Streptophyta, Magnoliopsida, Brassicales, Brassicaceae.